CCUCAGAGUUUACUCUCAAGCAGUCGUCUGAUCGACAUCAAACCAACCAUGAAGAUGACUUUGUCUGGUUCACUUUUUAUGAUGCUGGUUUCCAGCUUGAUUUUGGCUCAGAGUACCAGUCAGAAUCCUGAAACAAAAAGAACUGAUGGAACAUGCUUCCCUGUGUGUGACCUGGUGAAAGAACUUGGUGCCAUGAGAGAAAAACAAGGAGCCAUGGAAACCAGGUUGAAGGAGAGUGAAAGCCAGAUUGUUGAGCUGAAGAGCAAAGAAACACCCAGGGUGGCAUUCACCGCUACAUCAGGACUAGGAAGAGGUGGUGCAGCCAUCGGACCCUACAACUGGGACACAACUCUUGUCUUCAGAAGAGUGAUAUCAAACAUGGGUAACGGCUACAAUGUUGGCACAGGUGUCUUCACUGCACCUGUAGCAGGCAACUACUACUUCUUCAUGUCCCAUCAUGCUGGAGGGAAACACAUAGCGAGUCUUACCCUCAUCAAGAACAAUGAGCUUAUAGUGAGGACCUAUGACCACAGAUCAUCCGCAGACACAGCUGAUAAUGGAAGCAACGCGGCGGUCCUGCAGCUGGUGAAAGGAGACCGGGUGUAUGUGCGCUUGGAUGCAAAUGCACAUGUCUGGGGACAUGAUUUAGUUACCACAUUCAGUGGUUUUCUGCUCGGAAAAAACUGAGAUGCUAAACUUAAAGAGGAUUCAUUAAUUAUUUUAUUUUAUUUUAAUGGCUAAGCUUAUUUAAAAGCAGCUUAUGAUAGUCAAAAAAUCACUGUGUUCAGGUUCUUGCUUUUCAUACUGUAACUCUUUUUGAUUUUGUUUAAGAGGCUUUGAAGAUAGAUCUGGACGAACAAACCUCAGUAACCUGAGAGCUUGGUAUGUCCUUUCCAAAAAACUAAAACGUAUAAUUAUUAACUUGUGUUUCUUAAUAGAUAAUUAUGUUUAUUGAAAAUGUGUGUCUUUCUUUUGGCAAAUUCUGGUGUGCUGCUAAUUUGUGCUUCUUAUCUGUUUAACUCAAAAGUGAGAACACAAAUCAGGGGUUGACAUUAAGCUAAGCUAGACCAUCUACUCUUAUAAUGUCAAACUUUCAACAAAAUAAUAUACUUCAUACUCUCAGAUGAUUCCCUGAUGUGAGCCUUCAUACUCUGAAUAAACCUUCAAAUGUACAACAAAUAAACUUUGAAUGAAUUCCUCCAUA
Molecule: messenger RNA, 1204 nt
Organism: Notolabrus celidotus (New Zealand spotty)
Lineage: Eukaryota; Metazoa; Chordata; Actinopteri; Labriformes; Labridae
Product: complement C1q tumor necrosis factor-related protein 3-like
Exons: 3
Coding region: 49-687 (212 amino acids)
Molecular function (GO): protein binding
Source: RefSeq, a predicted model, not a curated record